UGUGUCCUCCGGAGCUUGCUUUUCUGCAAAAUGUUGCGAUUUUUAAAGCGGCCUCUAGUGGUGACUGCUCACAUUAACUUGAACUUGGUGGCUCUGACUGGCCUGGGACUACUGACCAGACUGUGGCAGCUCUCCUACCCUCGGGCUGUAGUUUUUGAUGAAGUAUACUAUGGCCAGUACAUUUCCUUUUACAUGAAGCGCAUAUUCUUUCUGGAUGACAGUGGACCACCGUUUGGCCACAUGCUAUUGGCCUUAGGAGGUUAUUUAGGAGGAUUCGACGGUAACUUUUUAUGGAACCGAAUUGGAGCAGAAUACAGCAGCAACGUGCCAGUGUGGUCCUUGCGCCUGCUGCCAGCCCUUGCGGGGGCUCUGUCAGUACCCAUGUCCUACCAGAUCGUGUUGGAGCUCCACUUUUCCCACUGUGCUGCCAUGGGAGCCGCCCUGCUAAUGCUCAUUGAAAAUGCCCUGAUCACUCAGUCCAGGCUCAUGCUGUUGGAAUCCUUACUGAUAUUCUUUAACCUCUCAGCUGUGCUGUCCUAUCUGAAGUUCUUCAACUCCCAAAAACACAGCCCUUUCUCACCGAACUGGUGGCUGUGGCUAAUGCUGACCGGGGUCUCUUGUUCCUGCGCCAUUGGUAUCAAAUACAUGGGAAUUUUUACCUACUUGCUAGUGCUCAGCAUUGCAGCUGUCCAUGCCUGGAACCUGAUCGGAGAUCAGACCUUGUCACAUAUGCGCGUGUUUGGUCACUUGAUCGCCAGAGCAGUGGCCCUACUGAUCAUCCCGGUUUUCCUGUACUUACUAUUCUUCUAUAUCCACCUAAUGCUGCUCUAUCGCUCUGGGCCCCAUGACCAAAUCAUGUCCAGCGCUUUCCAAGCCAGCUUGGAGGGAGGGCUAGCCCGCAUCACCCAGGGCCAGCCCCUGGAGGUGGCCUUUGGUUCCCAGGUCACUCUGAGGAACGUCUUCGGCAAACCCUUGCCUUGCUGGCUUCAUUCCCACAAGAACACCUACCCUAUGAUAUAUGAGAACGGCCGUGGCAGCUCCCACCAGCAGCAGGUGACCUGUUACCCCUUCAAAGACAUCAAUAACUGGUGGAUCAUAAAGGACCCUGGGAGACAUCAGCUGGUGGUAAACAACCCUCCCAGGCCUGUACGCCAUGGAGACAUUGUACAGCUUGUUCACGGCAUGACCACCCGCCUCCUUAACACGCAUGAUGUUGCAGCCCCACUGAGUCCUCACUCUCAAGAAGUCUCCUGUUACAUCGACUAUAACAUCUCCAUGCCUGCUCAGAACCUCUGGAGGCUGGACAUUGUGAACAGAGAGUCCAGCCGGGAUACCUGGAAGACCAUCUUGUCGGAAGUGCGCUUCAUGCAUGUGAACACGUCUGCCAUCUUGAAGCUGAGCGGGGCUCACCUCCCUGACUGGGGAUUUCGGCAGUUGGAGGUGGUUGGGGAGAAGUCACGAGGCCACCACGAGAGCAUGGUGUGGAAUGUGGAGGAACACCGGUAUGGCACAAGCCAAGAGCAGAAGGAGAGGGAGCUGGAGCUGCAUUCACCUACUCAGGUUGAUAUUAACAGGAACCUCAGCUUCAUGGCCAGAUUCUCGGAACUACAGUGGAAGAUGCUGACACUGAAGAAUGAGGAUUCUGAACACAAGUACAGCUCCACCCCGCUGGAGUGGGUCACCCUGGACACCAACAUCGCCUACUGGCUACAUCCCAGGACCAGUGCUCAGAUCCACUUGCUUGGCUGGGCUUCAGCUAGCCUUGCCACAGUGGCCUACACCCUACUCUUCUUCUGGUACCUGCUCCGCCGACGAAGGAGCAUCUGUGACCUCCCUGAGGACACCUGGUCCCACUGGGUGCUGGCUGGAGCCCUAUGUACUGGCGGCUGGGCGCUCAACUACCUGCCCUUCUUCCUGAUGGAGAGGAUUCUCUUCCUUUACCACUACCUGCCGGCACUCACCUUCCAGAUCCUGCUGCUGCCAAUUGUCCUGCAGCAUGUCAGCGACCACCUGUGCAGGUCCCAGCUGCAGAGGAAUGUCUUCAGUGCCCUGGUUGUAGCCUGGUAUUCCUCUGCAUGCCAUGUGUCCAACAUGCUGCGUCCACUAACUUAUGGGGACACGUCACUCUCACCAGGAGAACUUCGGGCCCUUCGCUGGAAAGACACCUGGGACAUUCUGAUCAGGAAGUACUAGAGAACAAGACAAGCAUGCAAACAGGAUCUAAAAACUGUGUUUGUCUCCCACCAGCAGAGGCCGCAGCAGGCAGGGACUGGCUGGGUCCAGUAAGGACUCCAGGGAUUAAUUGUGGUUUCACCUGAGGAUCCCUGUCCAUGGAUUUCUCAUUUGAAGAGAUUUAUUCCUCCUCACACAGUGAAGAAUAUACCCUGCCAUAGCCUCACCCAGGAAGCCUGACUCUGACCCAGCCAGUGUUUGAGCUGACAGGAACCACAAAGGCAGGCAGGAGCACCCAGCCAGCAAUGGAGUGGACAGGACUCGUGAUGAGCCUGAGCCUUCCCGCCAGCUGUGGGCCACCAAUGAGGUCUUAGCCCUGCCUUUUACAAGGCCUUCAGUCACCCCAAACAACUCGCUGUCUGCAGGCACAGCUGACCUUUGUAAAGCCUACUUGGAAAUCUGACAGUGUAUUAACACCAGGACUUCUCACUGAUCUGUAUUUUAAAACCCCUUCUGGGAGAUUUCACCAAGCGUCUUCACCUGUCUUCACAGCCAAGAUGUCAUCCAUACACUUCCUUGCCUUGAAUUUGCCUUUCCUAAUGUAAAUAAAAAGGAACAAAUUGAUAGUCA
Molecule: messenger RNA, 2802 nt
Organism: Cricetulus griseus (Chinese hamster)
Lineage: Eukaryota; Metazoa; Chordata; Mammalia; Rodentia; Cricetidae
Source: RefSeq, a predicted model, not a curated record